This is a messenger RNA of Manis pentadactyla (Chinese pangolin), 9330 nucleotides long. RefSeq names its product calcium voltage-gated channel auxiliary subunit beta 4 (gene CACNB4). Gene Ontology annotation, biological process: neuromuscular junction development; regulation of voltage-gated calcium channel activity; calcium ion transmembrane transport. The transcript has 13 exons. Gene Ontology annotation, cellular component: voltage-gated calcium channel complex. Gene Ontology annotation, molecular function: protein binding; high voltage-gated calcium channel activity. NCBI's taxonomy places the organism in Eukaryota, Metazoa, Chordata, Mammalia, Pholidota, Manidae. The record is from RefSeq and is a predicted model, not a curated record. The coding region runs from base 1693 to 3153 and encodes 486 amino acids.
GUGCUGUUCCUAAGGUGUGCAACUGUGACUGAAAGACAUCCUGGGUCGGGGCAGACUAGGAGACCUGUGCUCUGUUUAGCAGUUGUGACUCUGGUGUAGCUUUCGGCAACGCAUGUUUGUUCCAUUAAGAGGUAUGCUUUUCAGAGAUACUGGCUAGAAGGACAGGUCUCAUUUCCCAGGUGCAGGGCCAGCCAGUUACUCCCGUGCUGAGCGCCCGUGCAUCGCAGCCAGUGCCUUCCACCUGACAAAGCAGGGUUGUCAUUGAUAAGUGUUUAUGUUGCACUUUAGAUUUCAAAGUUCUUUGAAUUAUUUCUUACCUCCAUUUGGCAGGUGGAGAAACUCAAGCCCAUGUAAGUAGUGACUGUCCGGAGUCAUGUAACCAAUUAGUGGUGAAUCUGGUAUUGGUUGCAGAGCCCCGAGAUUCUGGGUCAUUGCUCACCCCAGUGAGCCAUGCACCUUCUCCAGAUUAUGUUCUUUGCUCCUCACCAACUUCUUUUUCUUCAAAUUUAGCUAGCUCCUUUUAGAGUGAGCUAUAGAGCUUUCCCAUUCCAGGGCUACAGUACUUCCUUGGUGGGCCAGAAAGCUGUAGGCACCUAGGUAAGCUCCAGUGUGGGGCCCGUCCCAGGACAAACUGAGCUGUGCCGUGGUGCCAGCAGAGGGAGGGAGUAGGACUUCUCUGUUCAGAUUUUUGGAAAAGAUAAGUGCUGUUUUAGGAAUAUUAAAGAGCUAAGCAUUGGAAAGGGGAUGAAGGGUUUAAGUUAACUGAUUGGCUAUUGUUUAAAGAAGUUAAAAAAAAAUCCAACUAAAGAGACAUUUAAAAUUUUGCAUUGAAAUAAAAAGCCUUUGAAAGGCUUUGGGCCUCUUGUUCAAACUUCACUAGUUGAAUCAGAGAGGCACUUUCUUGCCAGUGAUGCAGAGAGACUUCAGGGAAGAUAUUGAAAACUUUUACAGUAGAAAUUCCCACAAGAAAUCUUACCAUCUGUUUAUUCAAUCCAUUUUUUCUUUACUUUGGUGUGUGCUUUUUUUAAAAUUUUAAAUGUCUUAUUGCAUGUUUGACUUAAAUUGCAUCUGUUAAGUACAGAUGUUGGAUGGAGACAAGUAUCUGUUCGCCUGUCUUUACUCAGUAUUCUUUUUCAAUAAAAUUUCUCCUUUGCUCUCGCACCCCCCCCACCCAGUUAUGCAUUUACUUAGCAGAUGAGCAGUUGUGUGUAGAAUACUCAGUAGUUUGCCUUACCAAACAUUCCAAGCAGCCUUUUCGAUAGUGGUAAGUAUUUGUUGCAGGUUUACAUACAUACUACAGGCGAAACAGGAAGCAGCCUUUUCUGGGUAGGAUGCUCCGAGCCGCCCUCCACUCUCCGAGGGAGCACUCUUCAGCUGACUGAAGCAGGGAAGCUGGGCCAAUCAGAGGCCGCUUUCCUAGCUCAGUCACCAGUCUGUGGUUGAGGAAGGGUUUGGCUUUUUUAUGCUCUGUAUUGGGCAGGCAGAUAAAAUGCCAGGACUGAACUGCCUCUGGGGAUAACCUCACCCCCCUGUGAUGUGAAUGAAUAGCAGCUGGCCUGGUAAAUCCACAGGAAUUGAUAAGGCAGGUGCAGUUCCUCCAAAGAGGCCUUUUCUAUCUCUUAGCUCUAGCUGUGGCUUCUGUAGCAGUUUUAUUUUUGCCUUGAAAGAGGUGCUCUGGAUUAUCAGACCUCCAUGUAUGACAGUUUGUAUCUGCAUGGAAUUGAAGACUCGGAGGCUGGUUCAGCGGAUUCCUACACGAGCAGACCGUCUGACUCCGAUGUCUCUUUGGAAGAGGACCGGGAAGCGAUUCGGCAGGAGAGAGAGCAGCAAGCAGCUAUCCAACUUGAGAGAGCAAAGUCCAAACCUGUAGCAUUUGCUGUGAAGACGAACGUGAGCUACUGCGGCGCCUUAGACGAGGAUGUACCUGUUCCGAGCACAGCCAUCUCCUUUGAUGCCAAGGACUUCCUACACAUUAAAGAGAAAUAUAACAAUGAUUGGUGGAUAGGAAGGCUGGUGAAAGAGGGCUGUGAGAUUGGCUUCAUCCCAAGUCCACUUAGAUUGGAGAACAUACGGAUUCAGCAAGAACAAAAAAGAGGACGUUUUCACGGAGGGAAAUCCAGUGGAAAUUCUUCUUCAAGUCUUGGAGAAAUGGUAUCAGGGACAUUUCGAGCCACACCCACAUCAGCAGCAAAACAGAAGCAAAAAGUGACGGAGCACAUCCCUCCUUAUGAUGUUGUACCAUCCAUGCGCCCAGUGGUGUUAGUGGGGCCAUCACUGAAGGGUUAUGAGGUAACAGACAUGAUGCAGAAAGCCCUCUUUGAUUUCCUGAAGCACAGGUUUGAUGGGAGGAUAUCAAUAACAAGAGUGACAGCUGACAUUUCUCUUGCUAAGAGGUCUGUCCUAAAUAAUCCCAGCAAGAGAGCAAUAAUUGAACGUUCGAACACCCGUUCCAGCUUAGCGGAAGUACAAAGUGAAAUUGAAAGAAUCUUUGAGUUGGCAAGAUCUUUGCAACUGGUUGUUCUUGAUGCAGACACCAUCAAUCACCCAGCACAACUUAUAAAGACUUCUUUAGCACCAAUUAUUGUUCAUGUAAAAGUCUCAUCUCCAAAGGUUUUACAGCGGUUGAUUAAAUCUAGAGGAAAGUCCCAAAGUAAACACUUAAAUGUUCAACUGGUGGCAGCUGAUAAACUUGCCCAAUGCCCCCCAGAAAUGUUUGAUGUUAUACUGGAUGAAAACCAGCUGGAGGAUGCAUGUGAGCAUCUGGGAGAGUACCUGGAAGCAUACUGGCGUGCAACCCACACAACAAGUAGCACCCCCAUGACCCCACUGCUCGGAAGGAAUUUGGGCUCAACAGCACUCUCACCAUACCCCACAGCAAUUGCUGGGUUGCAGAGUCAGCGUAUGCGGCACAGCAACCACUCCACAGAGAACUCUCCAAUUGAAAGACGAAGUCUAAUGACCUCUGAUGAAAAUUCUCAUAAUGAAAGGGCUCGGAAGAGUAGGAACCGCUUGUCUUCCAGUUCCCAGCAUAGCCGAGAUCAUUACCCUCUUGUGGAAGAAGAUUACCCUGACCCAUACCAGGACACUUACAAACCCCACAGGAACCGAGGAUCGCCUGGGGGAUAUAGCCAUGACUCCCGACAUAGGCUUUGAGUCUGCAGAAAGAAACAAAAAAUUCAUCUGUUGACAAGUUUGCCAUAGCACUGCUAGGAUAAACCAUUCUUAAUUUGGCGAGUAUAGCACAGUACUUACUGUGCUUAUAGGCUGCUGUUAUUUGAUGCUAAUUAAGGGGCAAAAAAAAAAUGUACAUUAUGCUCUUAAAUCUAGAUGGAUAUUAGAUACCCAAUCAUAUAGAUAUUUUUAAGUGCAACAUUUACAUUAACAGUACCUUUUGUUUUCUUCAUUAGAUUUAGACACAUCAAUUUGUAAUUUAGGGUACUUAUCAAGGCACAUAUAAAAUAAUUUCCCAUGCUGGAAAUUCCAAAUGACCAGUUCCAGUUGGAACCAAUUUAUAAACCAAUUCCUGUUGGAAUUUGGGUGAAUUGACUAGAAAGUCUACUUGAGCAUGUUACAAUCAAUUUAAAAAUCUGAAAAAAAAAAUGUAAUUAGUAAGAAAAUCAAAAUACCAAUAAAAGCCAAAACCAACCAUGGCAUUUAUUUGCUGGAAGCUAAAUUUACACUUAAAGUUGGAAUGUAUAAACAUUUUAAUAUAUGUUAAUGUUGCCAGAAUGGCUUUUCAAACUUAACCAAAUGUAUUGAUAGUGCCAAAAAAAAGACCUCAAUUAUGCAGAACUUACACACUCUCCUCAGAUUUUAAUAUUUUUUAUUUCUUUCCUGGCACAGCUGUUGUAUUCAAAGUGUUUUGCUUUUUGUUUAGUCACUACUGUUAGCUUGUAGAAGUUGGCAAAAAAAAAAAACCUAAAAAUUUCUUUAGCAGUGUAAGAGAAGAAUAGAAAAGCCCAAUCAUAGCUAGUUAUGUGAAAUGGAAAAUGGCGUGUUGUUUCCCCUUUAAUCAACCUGAGCACAACUACCCACAUCCAGGAAUCUGAAGUCACACAGUAGGGCAGAGCACAGAUCCUCCUCAGUACAAAACUAAACAUCUCCAGAUGGGAGCUCAUCUAUCCCUCUCAUGACAAGCAUGGGUUGGAUAUUCCUGCCAGCACAAUUGAGUAUCUUUCCAUUGCUUCACUCAGUCUGUCUUUGAGUAUGUGAAUAUUCUUAGCCCUUGACCAAAUUCUUUAUAAUCAUGCUAAGGAUUUUUGUUUUACAUGGAAACAUUCAAUUUUAAUAUUCAAAGCUGUAUUUAUACAAAUGAUUAAUUGAAAAAUGUGAAAACAAUUGAAUUUAAAAGCUUGCAAUAAAAAAACUCAUAGACUCAGAAUAUAUUUGUUCACUAAAAAGAAUAACAUUUUUUAUGGCAGAGAAUUAUAAAGAAUUUGUAGCUCAAGCUGCCUUAUUUUUAAUGGACACUCUUCUUCACCUACUAAGUCUUCCCAGUUUUUCCAGUGGCUAUAAUUAUGGAAUUAGUGACCUUAAUCUUACAUUAUCAAGGAAGCCGUAGCUUCAUUAUGAUCCAAGAAAUUAUUGAAAUCGACCCUUUUAUACAAUACACAAAAAUCUCCCCAAAAGUCCACAAGGCAUGCAUUUUUCUAAAGUUCAAUAGAACCAGGCAUUAAACAGCCUUUCUACUGGUUCAUGUCAUGAAGCCUAUUUAUUGAAAACAGUCAUAAUGUAUUUUCUACUACCUUUCCCCCCAAGCCUUUCAAUGUUCAGGCUCUCAAAGCAUGUACCAGUUAACUAAAUUUUCUGACCAUGAAAUUAAGUUCCAUAUUCUUGGUCAGUCAUACAUAUAUUGAACCCCAUAUGACUUCCCACAUCUCCUCCCCUCCUGUUCACUGUGUGUACCCCAUAAUGAACAAUGAACCUGUUUAGUUGAUGCUGAGGAUGCCUGUCAUUUUGUAAGUUAUCUCAAGUAAUUUGAUACAAUUAAAAAUGUGGGCUCAGUAAAUUCUAAAAGCUAACAUGUGAUACUGGCUUGUGAGGUUCUUCUGUCAUCUAGUGAAGCUUACAGAACUUUCAGUUGUAACAUUUAAAAGAGUUGUAUCCACUAGGCACUUUAAUUAACAUAUAACCUGCCAUUAUUGAAUACUUUGUUAGAGAACAAAAGAGCAUUUUCCAGCAAACAAAAAUAUAUUUAUUACAUGUAUAGCAUAUAUUUGCAUGAGAAAGAAAACAGCCAAAACAUUUUUUCUAUAUGCUUUACUGGUUUCUUGUUUGUGCGCAUUAAAGUAUUUAAUUGCAAAAAGUGCACCAAGGUGAUAAAUUUAGAACUAGUCAGCUGUUCAGCUUUUUCUGUAGUAGUAUUAGCAACCCGAUCAUUUAACCACUUUAAGAUAUUUACAUUUUAUGGCAGGUGGCUGUAACAGCAUUUACAUAUAUUUCCUAGUCAGCAAGAUUACCAUAUUCUUCAACUUUUAAAAAUCACUUCUUUUUAAAGGCCUCUCAAAGCCUUGCUUCUAAGUCUUCCAUGUCAUGCUAAUAGAGAGGUCCCUUCAAUAUCUGUGCACAAAACCAAUUUGUCAUUUCCACCAAGUGUCCAUAUAUGUUUUACUUUGCAUUCUUAUUCAAAAGCUAACCAUCUUGGAAAGGGUUAUAAUGUAUAUUUUCUUGAUGGAUGUAUUUAAAAUUCUGCUUUGAUUUGGCAUAUUCUUUCCCCUUCCUUUUGUAAUAAGUUUAUCUUUUCCACCUGAAUAAGAGAUGCAUUUUCCUUUUUUUUUAAACCUUAGCGUUUACUGUGUAAAUAAUACUAAAAUAUAGAUAUAUACUAAAUGAAAAGUUUUAUUUUUGCCAAGAACCUUUGGAAAAUACAUAUUCCACAAACACUUUGUUUUUAAUUAAUUUAUUUUAAAAAUUGUAAAUGAUAAGCAGGAGAAACGAGUCAUAAUGUUUCAAGGCUGUUUUAAUAGGUAUAAAACAUUCUGCAAUUCAGUAUGUGAAAUUGCAGAAUAUGUAGUUACAUAUUCUGCAAUUUCAGCCAGUGAACAUGUAACAGUGUAGACUCAUGUGACAAUGUGAAAAUGUAGUACUGGAAAAAAAGAAUGCAGUUUGUCAAUCUUGAUGUUAAUUCUCAAGGCUAUAAUGUGAUGCCGAUAUUAUAAUCAACAAUGUUAUCCUUUUAUUCCAAUAUUUAAAGCAACACUUAGAAAUGUUUAUAAAUGACUGAUGACUCUCUCUUAUCUUCAUACAGUUCUACUGGAAAGAAAAUUGAAAUGAACAAUUUAGACUGAUAGUCUUUCCUAAAAGAGAGUCUUAAUUAUGACAAUAUGUCAUUGCACUUAGUCCUUAAUGAAAUGAAUUUUUUAAAUAUAAAACAAAUUCUGAGGAAAUUAUUUGAUCCCUUUGAAUAAUUUGUUAAUUACUUUAAUUAUUAUUGUUGUUUGCAAAAUGUAUUUUUGGAACGUUAACCUCUUUUCAUACCUGCAUACUUGAACUUGUCUUUUGUGUGGGGGCCUUAAAUUCAUAAUAUGAAGCUAGAGCAGUGAAAGGGAGGGAGAGAAAGAAACUAUGCCAAAAGAUGGUUUGCAAAUUUAAACUCUUUGAGUGAAUAUAUCGUUAAGUUGUUGUUCAGACCCAGGAUGUCAGUUAAGAAUGUUUCUAGGCAACCUUAUUUUGCAUGCUAGUGUAUAUUUUUUAUUAUAUAAUUUUAUUUUGAUAUUUGCUAAAAAAUAAAAGGAACGUAAUGCCACUAUAGAAAUUGCCCUAUAUAUAUAUUGAUAGUUAUACUACCUCUUCUCUAGGGAAGACAAUUUGUCUUUAAAGAGAAUAACACUUUUCAAUAAGUAGUGUUCAAAUUUAUUACUCUUACUACUGACCUUGCUGCAAAGCUAUAUGCAUAAAUUGUUAAAUUGUACUUUUCCUUUAGAUUUUUAACUGUUUCCAAAAUGUUCUUGUCACCCUUUCAUUUCUUCUAUGUCAAUGAAGUUUUCUAUGAAUUAGUACACAUUUAUCAAAAGGUAAGGUUAAUUUAAUAAAUCAUUCAUCAUAGGGAACAAAAGAAGCCACAAGGGAAUUGCCUUUGUGUGCAACCUGUUGUAAUAUCUAGCCCUAAGUCCAAACAAAGACUUGAUGUUUAACUGUUGCUGGUUUGCAAAUUCAAAUUUUAUUGAUCCUUGAUUUCUCCUGUGGGCAAUUAGCCAUUUCCUGGAUAAGGAUAUGCAUUAUCUUGGACUCUCAUGUCAUUGGAACAAACCUCAUAUAAAUGUUUCAAAUAAGUAGGAAUGUACUCCUUAUUUCUUUUCUAUUUCUGCCUUUGUCUUUCAUGACAAUGUUGCAUGUUGUUUUCUUUUUUAAUUACGUAAAACUCAUCUUUAAAUGAUUAAAUGAAUGGAAACAUUAUAGGAAAUUAUGUAAUAAAAUUGUUUCAUUAGUUCUUCAUACCUUUAAAUAUUGUUAAUAUUCUGAGUUACGUACUCAGGCUGUGCUAAAGGGCAGAGAAUAGUCCUUCUCUUUUAAAUGCUAAUCAUGAUCAAACCAGUCAAUAUAAUAGUUAUUGGACAGACAACAAGGAUAACUUUUUUGUUGUUGACCUAAGCAGUCAAGUUAGUCAAAAUAGUAUAAUUGGUUUAUAUGGGCAGACAGAGCUAUAGCACUCAAAAUAACUUUUACAAGUUUCCUUCUUUUAUUAAAACAACCUUCUCAAAUGAAAUAUAUCCUCUUAUAGCAACCAUCUCUAUUUUUUGGAUGGUUUAAUUCCAAAUGCUUCAUGUAAUCGAGGGACAUGAGAAGACUAGGAAAUAUCUCAUCAGAAAAUCUUGACUAAGGGCUGUAACUUCCACUCAUCGUGAAAACCAUGUAACUAAGAGUAAAAAGCAAUGAGUUUCAGGAAGUCCUAGUUACACAUGAAACGUUCCUGUUUCUUUUGAUAUGUAAAAUAUUUGCAGAAAGAUGGUAGAAAAUGUCACUAAUGAAUUUAGAGUGGUACCGGAAAUACACACUGAUGUUUCCUGUUAAAAAUCAUAAGGAGUUAAAAUGAGAACUCCCUAAGAACCAAAUGUGACUGGCCUCUAGCUUUUCAGUACCAAGUGUUCUUGGUUAUGUUUUGAACACUUAAAUUUCUCAACCAAUGGCUGUGUCUAUAUUUAUAUAGGUGCCACUCUUGCCCUACUUGCAUGCCACUUACAAACUUUUAACUGAAAUCAGUGUGAAUCCUGUACUCAUAAGGGAUGUAUUAAAAAUGCAGGAUCAUUAAUGCUAUAUUAUUGCAUACUAUUUCUCAUAUGCCUUAAAAUAUUUUCUGGGACAUUAUUAAAAUGAAAGCAUUUUAUUGCCAAAAUAAAUCUAUGUUGUUACUUUUAAUCUGCAUUAGCAGUAGAAAAAUAAUGUAGCAAAAACAUAUUGUACAGUACAAAAUUAUAGAAGAUAUAUAUUUUGCCAAUAAUAUGAAAAUAGAUUGAGGAGAAAGAAGCACAUUUGUUAUAGCACAAACUUUAAACAAAAUCCACUGUUAAAUUUGGCAGUUGUAUUUUUUAAAAGUAUAUAGAGUUAAUUCUAAGUUUUAUCAGAUUUAUUUCAUCUACCAUCUUUUUAACUUGCUGCUUGAUACUUUUCCAGCAAUUUACUUCAUAGCCUUGCAGUCUGUGGGUGUAGUUUCUUUUAUUUUAUUCCCUUCCAUAAAACUUAAUAAAUUUUAUUUUGUGUUAAGACUCAUAUACUACAUUUACUGUUAUUUCUUCUCCUUCAAUAACAACUACAAAAAGUAAUGGCAAAUGAGCUCAUAGGGCUCUUCAGAAUUUUGGACAUGUUUGGAAUGUUUCAUAUUUUUCAUAGCCUAAAGUCACAAUGACAAAUAAAGAUGUCCCCAAAACAACAAAAAAGGUUUUAGAGAUUCUUCAAUUUGUUCUGUACUGAAACUUAUUUGAAACAUAAGUUAAAGCCAUUAGGUGUUUUUUUGAAGGGGUGGCAGGAGGAAAAAACAUACAUAAAAAUACUAAAAAUAAAUAUGACAAAAUGAUGUAAAAAUAUUUUCCCUACUAUUCUGAGGGCUGUUGAUAUCCCAAGCUUUUGCUAUAUCUCCAGUUACAAAAUGCGGGGGCGGGGAGGAAAUCACCUUUGUCAAAUAAUUUUUUCCUUUUUUUAAGUUUUAGUUACUUAUUUUGACAAUUUAUCCCCUUUUACUUUUCUUAUAUAGGUAAAUGUGUAGCAUUCUACAAGGCAUGCUGGGUAAAAUAUACUAUGCAAAUGUGUACAGUGCUGCAUGUUCCGUUCUCCCUCUGCUUUAAUGGCUUUAAAGAAAAAAAAUGUGUUGUUAUUUUUGUGAACCAAAACAUUUAA